AAACUUCUACCGAAAUCGCACAAAAAAUCCCCUUUGGCGGCUGUGCGCCAAAAACUUGAACCUAAAGCCGUAGUAAAGCCUAAAUAAAAAAAAAAUGGUGUCUAGUCUGUGGUCUACUGUCAUUAAUGUCAAAAUCGUUAUUUUGAGGUUAUGUUUAUUGUUUGCCAAUUUAUUGCUAUUAUUUUUCAUGUUGUGUGUAUAUUCAAUUAGACAAGCAAGUGCCUGCUAAAAUGAGCGACGCGGACAGUGACGAAGAAGCAAUUAUACGCUACGGCACUCCCCUGGACCCCAUAGAAGAAGAUGAAAUUCCAUCAAAACGCAAGUACCAGCAGCCAGCAGACCAGUAUGCUGUGGACGCGUACGGCAGACGGAGGUUCCACGGUGCUUUUACCGGAGGGUUCUCAGCCGGACACGGGAACACUGUGGGGACACCGGAGGGAUGGACGCCUUCCACUUUUAAGAGCUCUCGUGCGGAUAAGGCGCAGAUUUCUGCGCAGCGUCCAGAAGACUUCAUGGAUGACGAAGACCGCGGCGAGCACGGCAUUGCGCCGCGUCACAUGGGCACGCAGAGCGAGUUCUCCGGCCAGAAGCGGCGGCUGAGACGGUUCCACGACGGUCCCAUACCUGGUGAACCGGUAUUAGAACAGCUCCUCAAAGCAGUCCACGAGACGGCGGCAGUCAAGAUGCUUCGCGCUAUGGGCUGGCGGCCGGGGCAGGGUACGGGCGAUCGCCUCACUAAAGCAGAGAAGAAGAAAGCCAAGAAACAGCACAAAGUGUAUGGCUGUUAUAUGCCGCCGGAGAUGAGAAAAGAGAACGAGGGCACAGCAGACGAGUCUGAAGACAGCACCAACUCAGAGUUCGAGUACGACACGCUAUUCGCGCCAGACGACUACGAGCCUUAUGUCCUGCAGCGUAAGAACGAUCGCUUUGGCCUGGGCUACUCGGGUCUUAGCCGACACUCAGUGCUUGGAAAUUUGGUGGGGGAGUAUGGUUCUGAUGCUGGCACGUCUAGAAGCCAUUUGGUUAUGAAGGAGAAAGGGAAAAAGGUCUCCAUCCGAGGGCAAGCAUUCGGCGUGGGCGCAUUCGAGGCGGACGACGAAGACAUUUACGCGACAGAAGAUAUGUCGCACUACGACUUUACGCUAGGGGGCGCUGAGGACAAGAAGAAGGCUGUGAAGCAAGGAGGCGCUAACGUGUUAGAAGGAUUCGUGAAAGCCGUUAAGCCGUUGCCAGCCGUAGCAUCGUAUCCUGCCCCGGCGCUGCCCCGCGGCUAUGCCCCGGCCCCGCUAAAGACCCGCUUCGACCAGCCUGGCCCCGCUGUCAAACAAAGAGACCAAGGACUAGGUCGCCACGAGCUAUCAGCAGAGGCCAGAGGCGCCAUGCUAGGCGAAGCCCCCGUGCCGAAACUUCAAGAACUACCCUACCUACCUACCCUCCAACCAGCUCAGUCUUCAGAGGAACUGAUCGCCAAAAUCGCCGGUCGCAAUGUCAACUUUAUCUCAACCACCGAAGCACCUAAGGAACUAGACUUCAUACCUAUUGCAGAUACGGGCAAAAGUGUAGCGAAGGUUUUCAGACCUUUCAUGAGCGACCCGAAUAAGCAAGGGAGAUAUGAGAGAUAUUUGCAAGAUAAGGAGGCCUUCGCGGCAGAAAGAGACGGCGAUAUAGACGCGGUGAGCGAGUGGGAAAGGAAUAGAGAGUUGGUGGAGUUUGAGCAAGCGGCGAAGUUGUAUAAACCGCUGACGGGCAUUAUGGGAGACAGAUUCACCCACGCCUCAGAGCCAGACGACAUUAACCCUUUAACCGCCGUAUCAAAGAGCUCAGCCAACUACGGGCUGGCCACAGCCGAGCAGAUAGACGCGGCGCGGCGCGCGCUAUACGGCGCGGUGACCAGGACGCAAGCGCAGUGGCGGCCUGACCCGCUAGUGUGCAAGCGGUUUAACAUACCGGACCCGGGGGGACCGAGACCCGAGUCAAAAACAGAGGACAAGCCGAAGAUUUCAUACUCUGUAUUCUCCUACCUGGAAUCAUCUGUACACGACAAGGACAGCUUCACAAAGGAACAAACUAAAUUCAGCGGUUCUAAAUCUCUUCUCAACACACCAAAACCUUUACCCAGUCAAAGCAAAACAGAUAACAUCAAAAUAAAUAACCCUGCACCAUCUACUAGUGAAGAAACCAUAAACAAAAGAAUAACAGUAGCAGAGUUAUUCUUAAAAGAAUCAGAGAAAGCUAUAGAAACCAAUAAGCCAACAGCUGUAACAGAAACAAUAGAGAAAUUCGAUAAAAUGGACCUGUAUAAAUCGAUAUUCUUAAGCGAUAGCGAAAAUGAAGAAGAUAUGAAUGAGAUACCUGUCGAAAUUAAUGCAGAAGACUUCAUAGACAGACCGAAGAAUGUGGAAAGAAAUUUAUCGCCGCCAAGAGGCAUAUUUGCGAAUAUAGAUUUCGACGAAUUGAACUCGUGGAGAAGAAAUACAAAAACCGAUAAACCGGAAAAUGUAAAUAAAGAUAGUUCAAAAGAAGAAACACCCAAAGAAAAGGCAGAAGAUAGUUCUGGCGACGUUUACGGGCCGAAGAUUCCAGAAAAUUUAUUGAAAAGACUAAACGGAGAAGUGGUUCAGAACGCAGAAGACAACUUUAGACCAAUAUUUAGAAAAAAGACUGAAAAAGAAGGUGAAAUUCACGUAAUUGACUCUUCGUCCAGUGCAGACUCUUGGGUGGAUGCUAAAGAAAUUAAAUCUAAAAAGGUUAAGCAUAAAAAGAAAAAGAAGAAACAAAAGGUGAAGCAUAAAAAGUCUAAACAUAAGAAAAAAGAUAGAUAGGUUAAUAUGUUGUUAAAUAAAAGUGUUUGUUGAGUAU
Messenger RNA from Ostrinia furnacalis (Asian corn borer), 2859 nucleotides. Its product is annotated as G patch domain-containing protein 1 homolog. Gene Ontology annotation, cellular component: nucleus. The coding region runs from base 231 to 2822 and encodes 863 amino acids. Gene Ontology annotation, molecular function: RNA binding. Gene Ontology annotation, biological process: mRNA processing. The record is from RefSeq and is a predicted model, not a curated record. The transcript is spliced from 10 exons. Lineage: Eukaryota; Metazoa; Arthropoda; Insecta; Lepidoptera; Crambidae.